This is a messenger RNA of Alternaria arborescens, 2289 nucleotides long. RefSeq lists its product as hypothetical. The record is from RefSeq and is a predicted model, not a curated record. The transcript has 3 exons. The coding region runs from base 1 to 2289 and encodes 762 amino acids. Lineage: Eukaryota; Fungi; Ascomycota; Dothideomycetes; Pleosporales; Pleosporaceae.
AUGGUUUAUUUCACUUCAGAUAGUGUCCCCGCAGCUCACGCAGCCCUCUCAGUCUCCGAAGCUGGCGAUUGGAACGACAUCCGAGACGGGUGCCCAAUUCCAGGAUUGAAACGGCCGACAGUCGGCUUUCGGGUGACGAAGUACUUCAAGUCCAGGAGGCUGAAGAGCGAGUUUCUGCCCGGCAUGCAGGGCGAAGUUCUUAAACGUGAAGGAUCGGGACUAUAUGUGCGUUGCAAAGACCUAUUCGAUGCCAAAGAAGAUCCUCUCAAGGAAUGGGUUCAUGAAGACGACAUCGAGAUCGGCACCAAGCUCUACGGCGACUGGAGUAUGGACGUCUGCAACAUCCCACGAGCACCCUCAAAGUUUACCGAGGCCGAAAACGCUCUAUUCAAAGAUCCUAAAUGUCAGCACCUUGCGCUCGGCAUUAGCACGUUCUUGAGGAAGCUGGCAGAGACAAAUCCGGAUUGUUUGAUGGAGGCCGAUCUCAAAAGGCUCGGAGGCACCUCAGGUAACAACGUCACGUGGAUUACCACACGAGUCCUCAUCGGUGUUCAAAAGGCAGGCCUUCUUGGUGUGCUGAACAAUCCCCAAUUCACCAUGGAAGAGCUCGAGGCAAAUGCAAACCUCAACUGCGAACAGUUCAUAGGUCAGGACAAAGCCGGCAUUUACUUUCGUCGUUACAUUGGAUUGAAGCCUACACCCAAUCGGUCGAAAAAGCCACUCUCGUUGUAUGUCGGUCAGACUGUGGACUUCUACAAGCGCUGCCAGAGCUGGGCCUCAUCAUCGAAACAACAUGAGGAUGUGAAAGCUCAGUCAGGGCCCGUGAAGAUGCUCGCAUUAUGUCGGCUAGAGAAGGAUUUCUACAAAGAGCACAAGUUCAUUGUCGAGCAGCUCUUCACUUCGCUCCUCCAGACAUACAAACAAGCCCUUCUCGAUCGAAACCCGGACUUUGGAGAUGAUCGAGGCAAGUUUCAUAUGAACAAUUGCUGCGAUAUGGACAAGAUCGCCUCAGCAGCUGCCAAAGAGAGCAAAUGGACUGGUGCAGUGCAGCGAAUAAGCUUUUGGGCCGGUUCCUACUCUGCGUGCGCCGGCCUCAACCAUCAGUCGCCUAUCUCAGAAGCGAGACUACAUGAGCCAAACACUUGGCUCGAAUCGCGUGGGUUUGUGCAAGACAAGAAAGAUCCAAGCAAGUCGUUCCCGAUCUCAAACUUCACCUGCGUAGUACCGAAGAAGAUGACAGUCCUGGACCCUACGCCAAAAAUGAGUUCGAAGAACAAUUGGUUCAUCGUGUUUGACGUCAAGAACUGGGAGACGAAUGAAUACUGUCUACGAAUUACGCAGGCGCUUCCGGACGAUUUCUCUUCUAACAGUGAGGACUUUCCAAUCAACAAUUCUUACUACAAUAUUACGAUCGAGGUUCGCACAGACUGGAAGCCACACCCUUACUCAUGGGCUCGCCUGCCGCUCAUCGGUCCGUUCAUGGACUGGGAUCGAGCCAAUAGCUGGGCUAUUAACAUAAACUGGGUCAGUCCGUCCGGAGAGUAUCGGGUCAAGUAUUUUCAUUGCCUGCGCCCAUACAUGAAGAUGACUAGCAAGUCAGAUGCCGCUAUCCAGCCUUAUGCACGAGGCAUCGAGAUGAUUCGUUGGUUGUACCGUGAGAAUAUCCCCGCCGAACAACAACAUCGCUGGAUCCAAACUCCCCCAUUUGCGAAGACGAAAUUGGUAGAUUACGACUAUGUCCGCCAGAUGAUCAAGAUCAAAGCUACUGAACCCGUCACCACUACUGCGCCCAUAAGUAGCAACCGCAAGAAACGAGAGAUUAUCAAAGCAGAGAUGGAGGGACGUGGACCACAUGGAGACUUCGGAAUUCAGAACGUAGGCCUUACUCUAGCCGAAGCCAAGGCUAGGGGGGGAAAGUGGGCGUCUAGAUCCAAAUGCGACAGUUGCGCGUUCUUUGGUCGUAAUACUGGCCCUGGUACCUGUCAACUCGUACCAGGUAAAAAAUACUGCGGGAAUUGCAAAGAGAUCUUUGGGCGUCACUUCUGCUCGUGGACUCUUGGGAUCCCGUCCGUGAGUAGAGGAAUAGGAAAUCCUGGAAACUCGUUUGCAGAUCUCGAUGUUCAAGGAGAUACAGUGAACGCCCUGCUGCGGUCGGCUCUUCACGGAACUCGGGGCUCGACUGGUGAUGCGAUGCCAGACACGGAUCCGCUGGUGAUGGAGAUUGACCAAGGAGAGCAAGAUGCCUGGAAGCCUACUGAAGAAAAGGAGGAGGAGGAUGAGUUUUUUUAG